This is a messenger RNA of Lynx canadensis (Canada lynx), 2203 nucleotides long. RefSeq names its product E74 like ETS transcription factor 5 (gene ELF5). The transcript is spliced from 7 exons. Gene Ontology annotation, cellular component: nucleus. NCBI's taxonomy places the organism in Eukaryota, Metazoa, Chordata, Mammalia, Carnivora, Felidae. Gene Ontology annotation, biological process: cell differentiation; regulation of transcription by RNA polymerase II. Gene Ontology annotation, molecular function: sequence-specific DNA binding; DNA-binding transcription factor activity, RNA polymerase II-specific. The record is from RefSeq and is a predicted model, not a curated record. The coding region runs from base 156 to 923 and encodes 255 amino acids.
UCCUUCCUCUCUCUCUGGAAGGCUGAGCAGAGGUGCCUGUUUGCUCAGGGCAUGGGCACCACACCUGUGAUUGCUGCCUCUGAAUCCUGUGGGGGCAGGAAGCCCACAGGACUGUCCCUCUGACUGUGCGGACCGUCCCUGUGCAUAUUUGGGUGAUGUUGGACUCAGUGACACACAGUACCUUCCUGCCCAACACGUCCUUCUGCGACCCCCUGAUGUCGUGGACUGAUCUGUUCAGCAAUGAAGAGUAUUAUCCCGCCUUUGAGCAUCAGACAGCCUGCGACUCCUACUGGACGUCCGUCCACCCCGAGUACUGGACCAAGCGCCACGUCUGGGAAUGGCUCCAGUUCUGCUGUGACCAGUACAAGCUGGAUGCCAACUGCAUUUCCUUCUGCCACUUCAACAUCAGCGGCCCGCAGCUGUGCAGCAUGACUCAGGAGGAGUUCACCGAGGCGGCCGGCCUCUGUGGGGAGUACCUCUACUUCAUCCUCCAGAACAUCCGCUCGCAAGGUUACUCCUUCUUUAAUGACACAGAAGAGACCAAGGCCGCCAUCAAAGACUAUGCCGAUUCCAACUGUUUGAAAACCAGUGGCACCAAAAGUCAAGACUGUCACAGUCAUAGUCGAACGAGCCUCCAAAGUUCUCAUCUAUGGGAAUUUGUGCGAGACCUGCUUCUAUCUCCUGAGGAAAACUGUGGCAUUCUGGAAUGGGAAGAUAGGGAACAAGGUAUUUUUCGGGUGGUAAAAUCAGAAGCCCUGGCAAAGAUGUGGGGACAAAGGAAGAAAAAUGACAGAAUGACGUAUGAAAAGUUGAGCAGAGCCCUGAGGUACUACUACAAAACGGGAAUUCUGGAACGAGUCGACCGGAGGCUAGUGUACAAAUUUGGCAAAAAUGCACACGGGUGGCAGGAAGACAAGCUAUGAUCUGCUCGGUUUUACGGAUCUCUGUCUUCUAAAACAAUCGGAUCACCAGAGACGUUGCAAAGUCUUUUUGUUGUUGUCAACCUGCAAAUGUGCUGAUAAAAUUUCUCCACCUGUCAGCUUACAUUUGGAUUCAGAGUUGUUGUCAUCUGCGUGGGGACAGCGGCAGCAGCUCUUAAGAAAUUCCUUUUUUUUUUUUUCCUUACCCAAGGGGGAGGAGGGGGUGAUCUUUCGCAGUACCUUGAUGAAACAUUACUUCCCGAAUCAAGAGUUGCAGACACACAAUAGCCCAUGCUAUUGGUGCUAUUCGGAGGAAAGGAUCCAGUUCUGCCACUGGAGACUCGUCCAAUGCUCCCGUUCGAAAGGCUCAGAAGUUUUCACAUUUUUAACCGUGGCAGCUCACAAAGGAAAAGCAGUUAGUAUAGUGGGAGGGGAUGAGACGUAGGUGAGACAAACAUACUGUAGAUUUUAAGUCGUUCACGUCAAAUGCCAUAGAAAAGUUUCUUAAUUAAUAAAGGAGCUAAUCCAUCAAGCUGGGACGUGACUGGAUUUAGCAUGGGUUAAUAGUAAGUUUCUGAACCAGAGCAUCUCUUGCGCCGCUCAGCAAAACUCCCAUGGCCAUCUUUCUAGAGCAACACACUUAAAAUUAGGCACAUUAUUUACUCCUGCUGAGUUUAUUCCCCCUCUUCUCCUCCUGGUGGGGGGCAGCCAAGUUAAUCAACAGAUACUUGUACCGAUUUCCAAAUCACCGCUGUUUCUGAUUCCAGCUGUCAGUGCCACUAAAUUGUAACUCGUUGAUUCCGUCAGUGGCCAAGGCGUUAAACCUAUUUAUAGACCCGGCAGUGCCCUGACCACUCUGUAAUGGCCGAUUAAAUGUAUAAGCCUCUUUUGUUUUGUCUUCCUGGCAUGUACUCAAGCUCUAAAACACAUUUCCUUGACAAAAGUAGCGAGAGUGAAUUUAUACCAGUAAAUGUUCACAGGUUUGAGUCUGCACUGACAUCUUCUCAUUACUCACGGGGCGAGGGGGGGGGGGGGGGGGGGCCAUUAGUGACCUACAAUGAGGUGGCCUGCCCCAGGACUGCUUCUCCACCCGAGCAGGGAUUUCCAUGUGACAAGGCACUGAAACAGGAAACAGGCUGGGGACCUCCGUGCGUAGAGUUUAACUUCAAAAGCAACGUGUUUUAAAAAAAUGUGAAUUACUGUAAAAUAAUCUAUUUUUGGAUUCACGUGUUUUCCAGGUGGAUAUAGUUUGUAAACAAUGUGAAUAAAAUAUUUAACGUGUU